Messenger RNA from Penicillium salamii, 933 nucleotides. The record is from the annotation of a GenBank genome assembly. Lineage: Eukaryota; Fungi; Ascomycota; Eurotiomycetes; Eurotiales; Aspergillaceae.
AUGGCACACGAGACUAUACCUUUGACUGCUCGGGAGGCUGCCUCUGGUCUCCUAGGCUCAGUCUCCAUGACCUGCUGGAUUUUCCUUCUGGUCCCCCAACUGAUUGAGAAUUACCGCAAUGGAAACGCCGAAGCUAUCUCCCUUCUUUUCGUCUUCGUUUGGUUUGUCGGUGACAUCGCAAACCUAGCCGGCGGCCUUAUGGCCGGGCUCGUCCCCGUCAUUGUCGCGAUUGCCGUAUACUUCUGCAUCGCAGAUGGCGUGUUGAUCGCGCAAUGCCUAUACUACAAAGCUCGUACGCGCGAGCCUGCCCACCGUCGACGCUCGUCCACAGAGACCCCUGAUCCGACGACUCCGCUGCUGGGUCGGCGCUUCAGUGAUUCCUUGCCUGGGUCGCGACGCCGGUCGUCGGGCUCGCAGCGUGGGUACCAGGGUCGGCGCGAGAGCCAGGUCGAGGACACCCUUGCUAAGAUCGUCGAGGAGAAUGACUUUGGUCGUAAGGCCUGGUUCAAGAACUUUGCUAGCGUCAUUGGUAUCUUCGUAGUUGGAAUGGCCGGCUGGACGAUGGCUUGGCAGACUGGGAUGUGGGAGCCAGCGCCAAUUGAGAACAACAGCCCCUCCGACGAGGCUACCGGAGGCUUAGUGCUGGGUUAUUUCAGUGCAUUAUGUUAUCUGGGAGCGAGAUUGCCUCAGAUCUAUAAGAACUACAGCGAGAAGUCCUGUGAAGGACUGUCGCUUCUGUUUUUCAUCCUUUCUCUCCUGGGAAAUUUGACCUAUGGCGCAGGCAUUCUUUGCCACUCCACAGAUAAGGAGUACUUCCUCACCAACCUCCCAUGGUUGAUUGGCUCCCUAGGAACUAUGUUCGAAGAUGUGAUCAUCUUCAUUCAAUUCCGGAUCUAUGCCGCCCAAGAGCCUCAACCGUCAGCAGUCCUCUAA